Molecule: messenger RNA, 4646 nt
Organism: Scophthalmus maximus (turbot)
Lineage: Eukaryota; Metazoa; Chordata; Actinopteri; Pleuronectiformes; Scophthalmidae
Gene: ncapd3
Product: non-SMC condensin II complex, subunit D3
Exons: 35
Coding region: 103-4287 (1394 amino acids)
Biological process (GO): meiotic chromosome condensation; mitotic chromosome condensation
Cellular component (GO): condensed chromosome, centromeric region; condensin complex
Molecular function (GO): histone binding
Source: RefSeq, a predicted model, not a curated record
GCAUCCAAUCUGCCGCACAUGUCAACAGAACAAGAAGAAGAUCACUACAAACGGUGAACGUCUGCCGUUUCAAUUCUGGCGGGCUGACCCUGCGUAAACAAGAUGGACUUAAACUCUGCACUGGAUUUUCUGAACUUACGUGAAAUACCAGAAGCCUGGGUGGAUGCAGUUUGGGACUUGGAGUUCACGAAAAGAAAACCACUGGAUGACACCAUAGCAGAAAAACUCGCAGGUAGUGGAGAAAAGGCAUUCCGAAACCUGUACCAGUGUUUACUUACACAUGCUGCUGAUGGAGGCGGAACAUCACAGAAUAUCUGGGCAAUUCUGGUGGAGAACAGGGUGUCGGUCAAGUCUCUGGUGGCCGUGCUGUCCUUCUUGGUGCUGACCGGAAAAGCCAAAGGGGCAAAUGUCCAGCAAAGAGUGGGCGGGCUGCACGCUUCUUCACUCUACCUGCUGCUGCUUGGAAUCCCAGGGAGCAUCGCCCACAAGGUUUUCCAUGAGGUUUUAUUGGAUGUGUGUUCUGACCUGUGGUCUCACUGCUGGCCUCAGGAAUCUGGUAAAAAGCGCAAGAAGGAUGGCCUGAAGAGUUCUCAGGCAGAGGGCAAACGCUCCAGACCACAGCGGAAAGACAUUGCAGAUUUGGAAGUGGAUGAGGAAGAGGAGGAGGAAGAGGAGGUUCAUUUCUCUGGUCCAGACUUGAUGAAGAUCAGAGAUGCUGUUAUUCUGCUGGUUCAGAGCCUCCUCAGACUCCUGCACACAUUUCCACUCAAAGACAGGCCACAAAAUGCCAGCAACUUCACACAGGUCUUCUGUAAGCUGCUUUACUUUGAGCCGGUCAUCGGAGAGCUAACCUUCGCUGCUGUCCAAGAUAUCACCAAGCUAAGGAGUGUUCCUGAGAUGGCUUUCUACGGUCUGCAGCUGCUCUGCCUACCAAAACAUGGAAACCAGAGAGAAUCCCUGCGGAGGGUUUUCCACUGUCUCCUCUAUGUGAUCCUGAUGAUGAAUAAAGGAACCAGAGGGAAGCCCUCCCUCCUCACACUCAACCAGGCCAUCCUCUCCACCCGCGACCAGGCCAUACAUUUUGUCUGUCAUCUUGUGGAAGUGCUAAAGGAGCUGGCUUUACCUCUCCUGCACAUCCUCCUGCAGCAUAUCUGCUUCCAGAUGGUGGAGAAGAGUGAGUUUCGAAGCCAUGGAGCCCAGGCUGUGGGUAUGCUGAUAUCUGAGAUGACGAGCACAGACUAUGCCUGCUUCAUCAAGUGGCUGUUUAACUUCUCCAGACACACAAAGAUGGUGUGCCGACUCUUCUCUGUGGAUGUGGUAAUGGUACUGCUGGAGCAGGUGGAGAGGAGGCCAGAGGAGUGUCAGGACCCCCACCUUGCCUGCUUCCUGCCAUCCAAAUUUCUGAUCCAGAGCCUGCUGUUCGCUCGGCAGAUGGACGAAUCGCCCACUGUUCAAGGUCACGCCCUUUCCUGUCUGGCCCAGUGUCUGGAGCUGCCUUCACUCAAUGUCACCCGGGCUGUCCACAACCUCUUCUCUGCAACUGGAACCCAGACGGUGUUGGAAGGUGAAAUCACAGAAGGAAGUGUAACUUCCCAGCAGACUCAGAAAACCUACAGCACUCUGCCAUUCAGGACUGUGGAAAUCAGCAGCACUGAUGGCUCCAGCUGUGACGCAAAAGAGAAUGUGGCUCUUCUCCUGCGGCGUGUAAAAGACUCUAAGACUAAUGUGAGGAAAUCAGCACUGCAGGCCCUGGUGGGUCUCUUGAAACAUGAUGUGAUCCCCAUGAGCUUGGAGAACUUGGCUAUGCUGUCAGAGCGCUGUAGAGACCCGGCUGUGUCUGUGAAGAAGAAGGCACUUCAGAGUGUGGGAGAGCUACUCAUUGCCAGACCAGAGUGCAGUGCGGUGCAGAAAGCGUGGCUGCAGGGCGUUGUGCCAGCUGUGGUAGACUCUGAGAACUCGGUGCAGGACAAGGCCCUGGAGGCUUUGGACCAGAUUCUGCUCAGUCAAGUCAAGCUAUACUCUGCCAGCUGCCACCUGGAUACCAGUCAGAGGCUGGCCUGGGACCUGCUGUGCCUGCUCUGUCACGACUGCCAGAAUCUCAGCCAAUAUUUCAGCAGGGCUUUCACCACCUGGUCAAAACAGGACAAGUUCACACCAACGUUCACCACCAACCUCAUCUCACACACUGAGGCCGAUCAUGCUGACGGGGCCUGGCUGCUCCUAUCCAAGGUGGCCGCUUCGUCUCCCAGGCUACCCUACGGCAAGAUCCUGGACACCUGGGACAGCAUUGUCAGUUCAAAGGGCGCAAAUGUGACAACCUGCUGUCACAUCCUGAGUGUGAUUGGAAACAUCGCUGCAUAUUUGAAUGAAGAUACAAAAGACAGGAUAGUUAAUGAUCUGAUGUAUUUGUUGAAGACGUUUAACUUGUCUCUAGAGGUGAUCAGUGCUGCUGUGGAGACUCUUUAUCAACUUGGCUGCACUGAAGACAUCAAACUGACUCAGGCAUUUCUGAAUCAGCAUGGCGGUGAGCUGGUGUCGAUCUGUGAGUUUUAUUUAGCCGCCAUUAUCCUGAAUGAAAAUGGAGCUCAGAACCUCAACGAGGAGCUGAUGGUAAAGCACCUUCACACGCUAGGUGUGGUGUCACUCCUCUGUCCUGCCAAGGUUGGCAAAAGGACAGUGCUGCUGGUGGAAUCUGUCCUUACAACAAAUUCUGACAAACUGGCAGACUGCCAGAUUGAACUGCCAGCCUCGCAGCCUCUGUCCCAAUUUAAAGCAAACUCUCUGCCUACUAGAGUCAGAGCCCAUGGAGUCAUCACUUUAGGUAAACUGUGUCUACAGCAUGAAGAACUGGUCCAGAGGUACCUGCCAGUGUUUGCCAGGGAGCUGGAGGUUGGCACAGAGGUUGCUGUGCGCAACAAUGUGGUGGUGAUUAUGUGUGAUCUGUGCGUUCGAUACACUACCUUAGUGGAUCACUACAUUCCCAACAUCUCCGCCUGUCUGAGAGACAAUGAAGCUGUCAUCAGGGAGCAGACUCUCAUUAUGCUUACCAACCUGCUCCAGGAGGAAUUUGUGAAAUGGAAGGGAUCCCUCUUCUUUCGCUUCAUGGUGGUUCUGGUCGACCCAGUCCCUGCCAUUGCCAGUAUGUGUCAGUACUGUCUGCUCCACCUGCUGCUGAAGAAGAACCCAGAAAUGUUCAGCCAGCACUUCAUCGAAUGCAUUUUCCACUUCAACUCCUACUGCAAACACAAGUCUUACAAUAAGUUCCCUCAAAGUGAGAGUGAAAAGGUCCGGUUCUCCCUGAAAGGGGUUCAGAAUCGUGGGAAGCGUUUUCAGAUCUACAGAUUCCUGUUGGAGCACUUCACAGACGCUCAACGCUUCAACAUCAGCAACAAGAUCAACCAGACUGUCUUAGCAUGCUUUGUAGACGAAGAGCUGCCCCUGGAUGCAGAUGGAGCUGAAAUUUUGUCUGAGACCUUCAACAUUUUGAGCCUUAAGGAGAUGAAGCUGCAGGCCAUAUCUGCUCCAGCAGGUGUCACGGCAGGGGAGGAAGCAGAGGACGAGAACAUGGCCACAGUGGCUAAGGCUGUCCUGCAGGCCGCUCAGAAUAAAGUGGUGUCCCAGGUCCAGAAGAAGGCCUUCAUAGAGAACACAGUUCCUCUCAUCAUUAGCCUCAAGAGUCUGCUGGAGCAGAAACGCUCUCCUGUCCUCAGAGAGCUCAUGGCCUACCUGCAGGUUACAAUGCAGGACUACCGAAAUGAGGUGAAAGAGUUUUUCUCUGGUGAUGAGCAGCUGGCGGCUGAGGUGGAGUUUGCUUUGAAGGUAGCUGAGAAGGAGAGGGAAAUGGAGGAUCGGAUGGAGACGUGCACCCUGAUAGGAGAUACUAAAACUCCCACUGCACAGGGUUCUGUCCGGGCCUCUCCGACCAGGUCGUGGCCCCUUCUCCCAGUUUGCUUUGCCACCCCACAGCCACCUCGUCCAAACCAGCCGUUUGUCAGACUGUCACACACUGACCGGCGUUCACGCAGAUCCAGACAGGAGGAGCAUGUCCAGUCAAUUGCUCUGGAAGGAACAGUGAUUAAAGGAGCUGUAAAUGACAGAGCCAUCAGCACACCAAAAGGUGACGGUGUCAACUUAACUUUUGAUGAAGGACUCAGCGCAAUCUUCAGUGACCGAGGAACAGGUUUGGUUGGAGAAACCAGUGUUCUUAAUGUGCACACAAAUGACCAGCAAGCUCUUCAACUGAGGCAGUGGAAUGUUCAAUCUCCCCUCCGCCAGAAGAAAAGAUAAUUUAAAGUUGACCAACUUUAAAGUUUUGUUUAUGUUAUAUGCCUGUACUACAACUACUACUCUUGGUAGUUGUUGUAUCGUUAUUGUUAUCUACAUGUUGAUUGACAUUCUGUCAUGUUUUUCUUGUGAAUUGUUUGUUGGGAGGAUUGCUCCCAAGUUUAACCCGAACCCAUUUUGAGUCAUAUCUUAAAAUUGGACAUUUUGGGUCAUACCUUCGCUAAAACAUAACAAAAAAAUUACAAUUAAAACUAUCUAGGUCAGAUGGAGGUGGGAAUGCAAGUUUUGGGGAAAAAUGCAUAUGUGGGGAAUUGCUCAGCCUUGUUAAUGUUUUUGGUAAUAAAUGUGUCCUUGGCUUCAUA